AUGUGCGCGUUGAAAUUAAGUGCGGAAACGAAAGACGUUUCAUCGGCAAAGUCUGACGACGGAGAUAAGAAUUCUAUGGAUCAUCUACGUCGUCAAGAUACGGACGGCUCACAUAAUAUAAUCCACAUGUUGGAUUAUUUUAAUUUCCGUAAUCAUAAAUGUAUUACGUUUGAGCUGUUAAAUAUCAAUCUCUAUGAGCUUAUAAAGAAGAAUAAAUUCCAAGGAUUCAGUCUUAUGGUGAGCAAUUGGACAGUGUUGGUGAUCGAUAUGCGCACUGCUUGA
Molecule: messenger RNA, 282 nt
Organism: Cooperia oncophora
Lineage: Eukaryota; Metazoa; Nematoda; Chromadorea; Rhabditida; Trichostrongylidae
Source: the annotation of a GenBank genome assembly